AUGUUAAGCAAGAAUCUCUCUAUUUAUGAUUGCGAUGAGUUCAUAAACCCUCUUGAUGUUGUAGGUGACUUUUACAAUUCUUCAGGCACCCCAGUUUCUUUCUCUCGAAGAGCACCUAAGAAUAAAUCUAAUGUUGUCAUGUCUUCGGACUUUGAAGACGAGCAAUUUAAUAUACAUCCUUCUUUAGUUCCAGGAAAGAAUGUCAGCUGUGGAUUGUUUAUAAAAGAAGACUGCAGACUCCUCUCACAUUCUCCAAACAUUCAGAAUAGCUUAAGUCCGCCAAGAUAUCUGGUACUUUGUUCUCAAGCAGAGAAAUGUGAGGGUGGUGGCUUCCAUUGCUCGGAAACAUCAAAUGAUUUAGAAAUGGAAACUUGCAAGUCUUUGGAUGUAUCAUAUGUUCCUGAAUCAUCCUUUGUCCCUGAGACUGAAAUUGGUAAUGGAAUGGAACUGUCUUCUAGAACUGUGUCUUACGCUAAUGUUGCUGAAACAACAGAAGUUUCAGUGAGUUGCGAGUUAUCUGAGGACCUGAUCCCAGUUGAAGUAAAUAACUCUUGUGAAUCUAUACAUAAAUUAGUUAAUACUUCAGAUAUGUUAGACGGUACAUGCAGUAGUACUGCAGAAGCUUCUCAUGAAGAGGUAGAGAAUUCUCAAGCCGAGUAUGAUGAGGCUGCACCAAGUGGCCAUGCAGUGAUGGAUGAAUGCAGGCGCAUGAAUUUCACCAAAAAAUCCUUUUCCAUGUGUAAAUUGAAGAACGGUGCGACCACUGAUUUAGUGCACGAAUCAUGGAGAAAACUUCGUGACAGUCAUGCUGAUAUAAAAAAGUAUGUUGACUUAAAGCCAAAAGAUACAACUGAAAUUUUGAAAUUUACUUCUAGCAUGAGUGAUCUUAUUUCACAAGCUGACUUGCUGCUUUCCAAGUGUCAGAUACAAGAUUCUUUUGAGCAGUCAAAGAUCCCUUCCAGGGACUCAAAUGCAUUCAGCUGGUGUGAUGAGCAGCUGCAGAUGGUUGACACUGUUUCCCAACAUGGGUUUUGCUUGUAUGCUAAAGAUAUUGAUGCCAUAGGAUCAAAAAUAGGUUUCGAGUGUAGGGUGGAUUUGAGCCAGGAGAUGCUGUCUUCCUCUGCUAGAGCAAUGGCAUUUGGUAGAUUGCUUGAACAUGAUGCUAGAGCAAGUAGCACUUCAGUUGACGGAAAGCGUUUGGAAACGAGCCUUUCAAAACAUGAGCUUGCAGUGAGAAGGGAAGUGAAGCCUUGCCUUUUGGACAUCCUUAGGUCCAUAGUCCCUUCAAGAUUAUACUUGGCCCUGAAGGGUGCUGCAUGUCAUGAAUAUAUUUCCUCAUUGGGAUGCAUUUCGAGAUCAGAAGCUUCCCGCUUAUCAGUAGGCAAGGGCUUGACAGGAAGGCGAAGCAGACGAGGUGCUCACCAUUACUUGAGUACCGGUGCACUGACAUUAUCCCCUGAAGAUGUUUCAUUGUUGGGCCAAUAUAACUUCAAUGGAAAUUUAUCAUGCAACUGUGGUUGCUAG
Messenger RNA from Hibiscus syriacus, 1524 nucleotides. RefSeq lists its product as uncharacterized. The record is from RefSeq and is a predicted model, not a curated record. Gene Ontology annotation, biological process: mitotic DNA replication checkpoint signaling; DNA damage checkpoint signaling; DNA repair. NCBI's taxonomy places the organism in Eukaryota, Viridiplantae, Streptophyta, Magnoliopsida, Malvales, Malvaceae. Bases 1 to 1524 code for a protein of 507 amino acids. Gene Ontology annotation, molecular function: chromatin binding. The transcript is spliced from 4 exons.